This is a messenger RNA of Pediculus humanus corporis (human body louse), 7572 nucleotides long. Its product is annotated as type II transmembrane protein, putative. The record is from RefSeq and is a predicted model, not a curated record. Gene Ontology annotation, biological process: motor neuron axon guidance. Lineage: Eukaryota; Metazoa; Arthropoda; Insecta; Psocodea; Pediculidae. The transcript is spliced from 33 exons. Bases 1 to 7572 code for a protein of 2523 amino acids.
AUGUCUGUUUUCCCCCUAAGAGCUCCUCCUGCCAAUUAUUCACCAUAUUCUCCAUCACGAUUUCACAUCGAUAAAAGAUGUCAACAUAGAUGUACCUGGAAGUGCUUUUCAAUUGCACUUAUCUUACUUAGUCUUAUAUUGACGGCUCUGUUAGCUUAUUUCGGAGCUGUCAGCACCGUAAACAAAACCGGAUCUGAUUCCACGACGUGUAUAUUAGUUGAAGAUGCCAAAGCCGUAUCAUCACAAGAAGGUGUUGAUCACGUGAUAUCUAUAUCGGAAAUAUCGGAUUUUGACGUGUCUUACCACUCGAAAAUCAACCCCCUUCAAUUUUGGAAUCUUCAAUUCAAAAACAAACAUCCGGCAUUCAUACGUUUAAAUUUUACUCUACCCUGGGGCUCUAAUUUUGCCGUUUACGGAAGGAGAAACGUCGCCCCGAGCGUGACGCAAUAUGAUUUUGUUGAAUUUGUUAAAGGCGGAAGAAUUGAUCGUCUUAAAAGAAACGCCGGAAAUGAUUAUGUUGGUAAUAACAUUUGGAAAAGGGAUACCAAUUCCGUUUUGUUCAUACACGGCGGUGGUGACGGUGACGGUGACGGUGUUAAUAAUAAUAAUAACUCGACGAAAUCUAAAAAACCGGAAAUAUUAAAACAUCGCGACGAAAAAAGAAGCAUAAAUGAAAAAAAUUUUACCAAAAGAAGUUACAUCGGAGAUAGUAAUACUAAUAAUAAUAAUAAUAAUAAUACAAUCAUGGUCAACGUGACACUUUUGCAAUAUUUCGAUACCGGAAUUUGGUUUGUCAGCGUUUAUAACGAUGACGUUUGGCCACACGAGGUUAAUCUCGUUAUAUCGGAAGCUGAAGGUGUGUCUACUGCUUGUCCAAACGAUUGUAGUUCACACGGAUCUUGUUAUCUUGGAAAAUGCGAUUGUAUAGACGGUUACGAAGGAAUAGAUUGUUCAAAAAGCGUUUGUCCCGUACUUUGUUCGAAUCAUGGUAAAUACGGUGGUGGAAUUUGUCAUUGCGAAGAAGGUUGGAAAGGACCGGAAUGUGACAUACCCAAACACGAUUGUCAAUCACCCGAUUGUUCCGGUCACGGUAAAUGCGUUAAGGGAUCUUGCGAAUGCGUUGUCGGUUGGAAGGGGAUCCUGUGUAACGAAGUGGAUUGCAUCGAUCCGAAUUGUAGCGAUCAUGGAACUUGCGUGAACGGAAAAUGUUAUUGUAAAGCCGGAUGGCAAGGGGUUAAUUGUUCCGCCCUCGACAAACAAGUUUAUCAGUGUUUACCAUCUUGUUCAGAACAUGGAACUUAUGAUUUAGAAACCGGAUCUUGUAAAUGUCAACCUUUUUGGACGGGAUCCGAUUGUUCGAAAGCUCUUUGUUCUUUGGAUUGUGGACCACACGGUAGAUGCGGACAGGGUAAAUGCGAAUGUACGGAUGGUUGGAUGGGUGAUAGAUGCGAUCUUCUUCCUUGCGACAAUCGAUGUCAAGAACACGGUCAAUGUAAAAAUGGUACAUGCGUUUGUUCUCAGGGAUGGAAUGGAAAACAUUGCACGAUACCCGGAUGUAAGAAUGCUUGUUCCAGACAUGGUAUGUGUUCUCUAGAAGAUGGCGAAUAUCAUUGCAUAUGUUCAAACGAAUGGGCAGGGGAUGAUUGUUCGAUACCAUUAGAACAACAAUGCAACGAUGAAAUCGAUAACGAUCAAGAUGGUAUGAUCGAUUGUUCGGAUUCAGAAUGUUGUUCUCAUCCUAGUUGUUCAGAUCACAUAAUGUGUUUGUCAUCAAAUGAUCCCGUCGAAGUCCUCCUACGUAAACAACCCCCCUCGGUCACUUCAUCAUUUUAUCAAAGAGUUAAAUUUUUAAUUGAAGAAAAUUCGGUACAAAGUUAUGCACACAUGGACGAAUAUUCCGAAAGUCGUGUUUCUGUAAUGAGAGGACGUGUAGUUACUCCACAGGGUCUCGGUAUUGUCGGAAUAAGAGUAUCCGUUGAUAAAGAUUCGAGAUUUGGAUUUACAUUGACAAGAAAUGGAGGAUGGUACGACGUUUUGGUGAACGGCGGUGGUGCCGUAACUCUUCAAUUUCAACGUUCGCCAUUUAAACCCUUGACAAAAACCGUUUUCGUACCUUGGAAUCAAAUCGUCGUUUUACCACCCAUACAAAUGCAUUUGGGAGAACUUGAAAAUGAUGACGUCACUAAAAAUAUCACGUUACCGCCGGAUUAUCACACGAAAAUGGGGAUUUAUUUUGAAAAUUCCAUAAGAUUUUUAUCCCUGGAUUCGUGUGCCGAUCACACCGAUGUUAAUCCCAUCGUCAUACAAGAAAGAAUUUCAAUUCCCGGUUCGGAUUUGAAUUUAAUGUAUCAAUCAUCACAAAGUGCCGGAUAUUAUAGUCUUCUUUAUAUGAGACUAACCGGAAAUCAAAUCCCCGACACUUUAACUCACGUACAUUUAAGAGUCGAAAUAGAAGGUUCUAUUUACACGAAAAUGUACGAAGCAGAUCCGGAUUUAACUCACGUAUUCGCAUGGAACAAAAGAAACGUUUAUAAACAAAAGGUUUAUGGUGUCGCUUUAGCCAAAGUAUCCAUAGGUUAUCAAUAUUCUAAUUGUGGUAACGUCAUUUGGGAAACUCAAACGGCUACAUUAAACGGUUUUGUCGUCGACAUAUCCGACAUCGGUGGUUGGAGUUUGGAUGUUCAUCAUCAUUAUAAUUUUCACGAAGGUAUAUUACAAAGAGGUGAUGGAUUGAUGUUGAAUUUGAAAAACUAUCCGAGGAUUGUCAAAGUCCUCAUGGGUACCGGUUUACAGCGACCGCUUAAAUGCACCGAUUGUAACGGUCCGGCAAAAGAUUCGAAACUUUUAACACCCGUGGCUUUAACGACAGGACCGGAUGGUUCUUUAUACGUUGGUGAUUUUAAUCUCGUAAGAAGGAUAACACCCGAGGGUAACGUUUACACCGUUUAUCAACUCAGCGCAACGCAAGUGUCCUAUCAAUAUUAUCUAACCGUGUCACCAGCCGAUGGUAAACUUUAUAUAUCAAAUCCGGAAAGUCAUCAAAUAUUAAAAGUUUUGAUAUUGGAUCCGGUAGAAGAACCUUCACUUAAUGGUGACGUAGUCGUCGGAAGUGGUGAAAGGUGCAUACCUGGUGAUUUGUCCAACUGUGGAGAUUUAGGACCUGCAAAACAAGCUAAAUUAACUCAUCCGAAAGGUUUGGCAAUAGCUUCGGAUAGGACCAUGUACAUAGCUGAUGGUACAAACAUCAGAGCCGUUGAUUCGAAAGAUAUAAUUCACACGUUGGUCGGUCAUCACGGUCACAACAAUCAUUGGCAACCCAUUCCUUGCAAAUCAGCAAUUCCAGCAAAUCAGGCUCAGUUGCAAUGGCCGACAGGUUUAGCACUAAGUCCUUUGGAUGGUAGUUUGUAUUUUAUUGACGAUCGAUUGGUUUUAAAAUUAACAUCGGAUUUAAAAAUAAAAGUCGUCGCGGGUUCUGCAUUGCACUGUCAAAUAAAAAAUAACACGAAUGAUGUUCCCGUGGGUUCAGGUUCCGCACUCGGUUCUCUUCUUGCCAUGGCUUUUAGCCCAACCGGAGAUUUAUAUUUGGCGCAAAGCGAUUCAAGAAAAAUAAACACGAUCAAAAUUGUAGACUCUUCCGGUAGGAUAAGCGAUUUUGCCGGAAAAGAAAUGUGUUGCGAAGUACAAAACGACGACAGCAACAAAGAAACAUUACUUUCGUCAAAUGCAAAACUAUAUCAAAUUUCAGCAAUUGCUGUUGGACCCGAUGGAAUCGUAUACGUUGCUGAUCAAGGGUCACUUCAUAUUCUUUCUCUCGAACAUUACUUACCUGUUCAUGACGAAAAUGGCGAAUUUAAAAUUCCCUAUCCUGCAUUUAUGGAAAUGUACGUUUUCAAUCGUUACGGACAACAUAUCAGUACUAAAGACCUCACGAGUGGUAAAACCAAAUAUAGUUUUCUAUACAGUAAAAACACGAGUUUUGGUAAACUGAGUACCAUAACCGAUCCGAGUGGUAAUAAAAUUUUAUUCCUACGAGAUUACAGCAACGUCGUAAGCACGAUCGAAAACGCACAAGAUCAUAAAUCCGAUCUUAAAAUAAGCGCUGUCGGUUUUCUUGUUAAAUUUUCACAAAAAGGAAAAUCCGAAAUUGAUUUUGAUUACGACAGCAUCAGCGGAUUAUUAACUAGCAGAUCAGAUUCGACAGGAGGAGGAGGUGGUAGAACCGUAAUUUACAGAUACGAUAAAUACGGUCGAGUAUCAACCGUCAUUCUACCGACAGGUGAAAUAAUUUUGUUGUCGUCACAAUUAUCACCUGAUAAUAAAUUAGAAGUUGUCGUGAGUGGAACAAACGACAGAGUGACAACAUUAACCAUGGAUGGUGUGGGAGCUAAACGACUAACAAUCGAACAAAAACUCGUGAGUUAUAAAAAUGGUACCCUUAUCAGUCGAGCGAGUUGGGGUGUUUCCGUCGAUUCUGUAGCCGUUGCUCGAUUUCCGCUUUUAGAAUUGAGUUUACCCAUCGAAGCGGAAAUGUUACCGAUGUGGAGUUUACAGAAAAAUCAAUUGGGUGAAAGUUUUAACGAAAUGGAAUGGAAAUAUUCGUUGGUCGGUGACAUAAACAGCAAAACGCAACAAACGGUGAGAAGAGACAUUUACGUAAAUAAAACAAAAGUUUUGGGAAUCGAAUUAGAUCAAUCUGAUGGAAAAGAAGUCGUAUACAAUCAAGAAGGUGAAAAAUUGCUGACGUUUAACUACAGCAUCGUCGGUUUACCGGUUGCAUGGACCCCACAUUUCGGACAUCCUGUUAACGUUUCUUACGACAGAUUUAACCGAUUGGAAAAAUGGUCUUGGGGCGAACAAACGGAAACUUACACGUACGAAAGACACGGUUUGUUAUCAGGCAUGAGCAAUCCUCACGAUGGCACGAUAGGAUUCUUCUACAACGAUUUAAACAUGGUAAUUCUGUCGAAACUUUCACUUCCGAGCGGUCGAGCUUUUCAAUUCAUGUACGAUUCGGAAGGUGGUAUAAGACACAUAACACUACCUUCCGGUACGAAACAUAGUUUUUCAUGUCAACCGAGUCUCGGUUUCAUAAGAGUCACUUACACUCCUCCUGGAUCUACAAGAAGUUACAUACAACAUUAUUCAAACGAUGGAGCAUUGCUUCAAACGGUUUAUCCGGGUGACGGAGCACGAGUCGUUUACAGAUACCACAAAUCUGGUUUAUUGAGCGAGAUCAUUCACGGGGAUGGAAAAAGCGAAAUAAAUUAUUCGGAAAUAGCAUCCGGAUCACCCAGCGAAGUCACCCACAGUGAAAAAGAUCUAGAAUAUAAAUGGGAUCUGACACAUUCCGGUGGAAAGUUAAUAGAAGAAAGAAUCGAUUUCGGUAGCAAAACCGGAUUGAGCAAUGCAAAAUUAACUUACGAAUACGAUGAUAAUUUUAGAGUGACCAUGAUAACCGGAAGAAUAGGUGGACAAAAUCUACCGGAAUUAAACAUAGGAUAUUCACCGAAAACCGGAAGCGUUGCACAAUUCGGACAAUUUAAGGUAUCGAAUCCGAAAGCAAACGAAACGACCGUUUUCGAUGGUACCGCAUUAUUUUCUAGAAAAAUCAACGAAUAUUUUCAAGAAAUCGAAAUUGCCGUCACAAUACACAGAAUGGAAGUUUUUAGAAUGGAAUUUUCAUACGAUUUAAGAAGUCAAACUAAAACAUAUACGAGAAACGUUGGAGUCAACAGUUAUACGAAUACAAAAAAUUACACUUGGGAUCCUGAUGGACAAUUGAUUGGUGUUGAAGCACAAGAACCCUGGGGAUUCAAUUACGAUGCCAACGGUAACAUGUUGGCAUUGAAUUACCGUGGAAACACGAUACCCAUGGAAUACAACGUCAUGGAUCGUAUAGUAAAAUUCGGAGAAGGACAGUACAAGUACGAUAAUAGGGGAUUCGUUAUACAAAAUGCAAGAGAAGAAAGGUUUCAUUAUAAUGCAAAAGGUUUGUUGGUGAGAGCGACGAAAAGGGGUCGUUUCGACGUUCGAUAUUUUUACGAUCAUCUCGAUAGGCUGUCAUCGAGAAAAGAUAAUUACGGAAACGUCACGCAAUUUUUUUACACCAAUCACAAAAGGCCAAACGAGGUAUCGCAAAUAUAUAGUCCAAGAGAUGGUAAAUUAAUGUCCCUCAUAUACGAUGACAGAGGACAUUUGAUUUACGCACAAGUGUACAGGCACAAAUAUUACAUAGCAACCGACGAAUGCGGUACACCGGUCAUGGUUUUUAAUCAAUAUGGCGAAGGUAUAAGAGAAAUAAUGAGGUCACCAUACGGUCACAUUGUUUACGAUUCGAAUCCAUAUUUAUACUUACCCGUUGAUUUUUGCGGUGGUUUAUUGGAUCAGGUUACAUCGUUGGUACACAUGGAAAACGGUCAAGUUUAUGAUCCGUUGAUAGGACAAUGGAUGACUCCAAAUUGGGAAACGAUACUUUCGAGGAUAUCAUCACCAAAUCAUUUACAUUUAUAUCGUUUUAACGGAAAUGAUCCUAUAAACGUUCGUGCUAAAAAAAGUCAAUUAACAGAUACCGAAAGUUGGUUAAAAAUACUCGGGUACAAUGUUAAAAAUUUAGCACCACAAAUAUAUUCGGAAAAUUUACCUAAAAUCAAUUCGAAUUUGGGUCCCGAAUCCGGUGGCGAACUAUCACCCAAAGGAUUAUUAAAAAAAGAAUUUUUCGUUAAUCCCACGUUUAAAAUAGCAUCCGGUUUCAUAGCAAACAUGGACGAGAAAAAAUUAACCGUCCGAGAAUUAUCAUCGAUACAAAAGAGUAAAGUUAAACAAAUAUCAAUACUCGAAGGUUGGCAAAAGGUAUUGAACGUUGGCAAACCUGGUGCCAAUUCCGAACCACCCUUCGGUAAGGGUAUUAUAGUGUCGCGAACGGUUUCCGGUAUGGCCGUUCUUAACAGUGUGCCAAGUGCUAAUCCAAUAUACAGAGAUGUUUUCACAAGCGUUUUCAAUCGUAGUUAUUUACUCGAUUUAAAACUUUUAAUACACGGCGCGCAACAGGAUGCGUUUUUCUUCGUCAAACCGGAAACGUGGAAAGUUUCCGAAGAUAGAGGUCAAUUAAAACGUCUCGGUUCGCAAGUGAACACGACGUUUCACGAAAAAGAUCAAGAAAUGGCGGAUAUUAAAAUACACAAUUCCGGUACCGUUAUCAAUUUGAGAUACGGUACGACACCUGAAAAAGAAAAAAACAGGUUGUUGCAUCAUGCCAAGGGUCAAGCUCUUAGGAAAGCUUGGCACAGGGAAAGGGAUUUGCUAAGGUUGGGAUUUCCGGGCUCGGUCGAUUGGUCGCAAAGCGAAAUCGAAGAAAUAUUAAAAGUCGGGUAUUCUAUGUCGUUCGAAGGGGAAUACGUGCACGAUAUUAACGUGUAUCCAGAAUUAGCAGAAGAUCCUUUCAACAUUAAAUUCGUUAAAAAGGAUAAUUAUAAAAAUAAUAAUAAUAAAAGGAGAAAAAAACGGUCUUACGUUAAACGUUCGAAUCCCCGUUUAAAUCGGGAUAAAAUGGUAUAUCCCGUUUUUAAAAUUUGA